Molecule: messenger RNA, 2862 nt
Organism: Sinocyclocheilus rhinocerous
Lineage: Eukaryota; Metazoa; Chordata; Actinopteri; Cypriniformes; Cyprinidae
Product: abl interactor 2
Exons: 9
Coding region: 73-1437 (454 amino acids)
Biological process (GO): neuron migration
Cellular component (GO): lamellipodium; actin-based cell projection; SCAR complex
Molecular function (GO): SH3 domain binding; signaling adaptor activity
Source: RefSeq, a predicted model, not a curated record
CGUGCAUCAGUGAGGUAAGAGGGGAGUGUGAUGGUGGUGUUUUCCUCCUGCAUGCAUCAGUAAGAUGUGAAGAUGGCGGAGCUGCAGAUGCUGUUGGAAGAGGAGAUUCCUGCUGGUCGAGGAGCUCUGCUGGACAGCUACGCCAACCUAGAGAGAGUCGCCGAGUACUGCGAGAGCAACUACAUACAGUCUCCAGAUAAGCACAGAGCUCUAGAAGAAACCAAAAGCUACACCACUCAGUCUUUGGCCAGUGUAGCGUAUCUGAUCAACACUCUCGCCAACAAUGUGCUCCAGAUGCUGGAUAUACAGGCGUCUCAGCUACGCCGCAUGGAGUCGUCCAUCAACCACAUCUCACAGACGGUGGACAUCCAUAAAGAGAAGGUGGCCAGGCGAGAGAUUGGCAUCCUCACCACCAAUAAGAACACUUCCCGCACACACAAGAUCAUCGCACCAGCCAAUCCUGAGAGGCCUGUACGCUACAUCCGCAAGCCCGUUGACUACAGUCUGCUGGAUGACUUAGGCCAUGGCGUAAAGGUCAAUGCCCAGAAUAUGAAAGCGGGUACAACUCCACGCACAGCUGCCCCGACCCAGAAACCACCCAGCCCUCCCGGCCCGGGCAAAGGAACACUGGGGCGCCACUCCCCUUACCGGACGCUCGAGCCUGUGCGUCCACCCGUCGUCCCUAACGACUAUGUGCCGAGUCCAACACGAAACACCGCACCACCCCUGCAGAGCCCGGCUAGAACUGCAUCCGUUAAUCAGAGGACCCGCACAUACAGCAGUGGCAGCAGCGGCGGCAGUCAGCCCAGCAGUCGCAGUAGCAGCAGAGAGAACAGUGGGAGUGGAAGCGUAAAUCCAUCUCCACCUCUUUGUCUCCCAGGCAAUGGUCCUCACUUUUACAGUAUGAACCGGCCAAUGACACGGCACACCACGCCCUCAGUGGGAGGUUCCCUGCCCUAUCGACGGCCGUCAUCAGUUACUGGACAGCCCAACAACAUGCCUCGGAACACAAAUCCAAACAUGAUCCAAAACCAGCUUAAUGGAGGGCCACACUACAACCAAAACCAAGUCUCAGACGCUCCUCCACCGCCGCCUCCUGCAGAAGAGGUGGAGUUUGAGGAAGCAACCCCGCCUCCACCUCCUCCAGAGGACUAUGAGGAUGAGGAGGGUGAUGAUGAGGAAGAGUCAGCGGUGGUGGAGUACAGUGACCCCUACGCUGAAGAAGACCCGCCAUGGGCCCCUCGCAAUUACCUGGAGAAAGUGGUGGCGAUUUACGACUACACGCGCGACAAAGAAGACGAGCUAUCCUUCCAGGAGGGGGCGAUCAUUUACGUCAUCAAGAAGAACGACGACGGCUGGUUCGAGGGCGUGACAAGCGGCACCACGGGCCUCUUCCCCGGGAACUACGUGGACGCCAUCAUGCAUUACGCAGACUGAGCCACCGGGUGGCGCCACUGCUCCCCUGUCCAUCAUCUUCCUCAUUCUUUUGAGUCCACACACAAACACAAAUGAAUUCAGCUACACUACAUAAUGCACAGGCUUGUUGCAGACAAACAGACUGAGAGCUGCAGGAAAAGGUGAAGAUUUUAACGGAAAAAACUGUUGUGUAAGAUAAAUACAUUAGGAACAUUUAUUCAAUCUCUUAAUUUCAAUCAUGUAUCAGAAAAGUGUUGGUUUGCUUGACUUGUGUUGAUAGUGAUCGCUUUGCUUUCGCUCCUAUCCGUCUCUACUCUGGAGGAAUUGGUCUGACAAGUAGAAGGACAGUUGUACUUUCUCAUGUCAUCACAGAAUUGGAAGAUGGCCAUCACUUCUUAACCGUGUGCUGUCCACUGACCAGCAACUGACAGAGAAGCUUUUGCCAAGAAUGACAGAACAGGGAUUUUAUGCAUAUUGUUGUGCCAGGUAAUAGAGACGCAUGGAUUUCUUUAGUUUUUCAUUGUGUUGGUAGUUGAAUUUCGUUUAAACAGUUACAUUUUGAGUGCAGUUCAGUUUGAUAUCUUUAGCAGGAGGAUAUACCAAAGCAUUUCAAUGGCGUUUGGGACCGACUACAACCUUAAAAUACUUUUUCACCAUUCCUUUACAUUCAUUGCUUUCCAAGAUUUUAUUGCUUGAAAUAUUUGCAAGUAUGUGUAUUCUUUGUAUGUAUGAUAAAAAGUAAAGAACACUAUUAAAUUGUUCAGGAAGUUGGUGCCAUUAAGAAAUGUUCGUAGAUGGUCAUAUUUUUGGACAUAAGAGGUUGUUUCUUGAAUCUCAAGUUCAAGUUCGUCUUCAGGAUGAACAUGUGUAUUGUGAUCUUUAACCUCCGAUUCAUCCCUUUGACCAACUGUGGACUUAAAGAUACAAGACUAUUCUAUAUGUAUGUUAUAUAUUGAUUUAUAUUAUAGAAAUACUAUUUUGUUGGUGUAUGACUGGUGUAGAGACAAGAGAACCCCAUUUAUCUGCAAUAACAAAGGCACAGUUAGAAAGUCCUGUCGACGAGCUAUAGAUUUUUAAAGCACAAGAGAUAAACGUGAUCUUAGGGAGACCUUAUAAAAUGUGAAGAACUGAUUUUUGAAUGAAGAGAUAUUAAACCGAAACCAGCCCAAAUUUUUAAAUCUCCUCGUACCCACAUGCAGAUAAUGUGGAACAAACUGUAUUAAUGCACAGAGACUUUUUUUAUCAAGUACUUUGAUGCCUAUAUGUAAGUGUGUGAGUGUGAAACCGAUCAAUUUCACCGUUUCUGGAUCAUUGGUGACUGACUUGUCUGUGUGCAAAUCUUUAUUUUCAAUGAACGGUCUGUGCUGAGGGUGUGUGAAUCGAGUCUUGCAUGUUGAUCAUUUCUGUGAUUUUCCUGCUGAUGGAGAAUAAACUGGAUACAUCUGG